This is a messenger RNA of Nicotiana tabacum (common tobacco), 2294 nucleotides long. The record is from RefSeq and is a predicted model, not a curated record. NCBI's taxonomy places the organism in Eukaryota, Viridiplantae, Streptophyta, Magnoliopsida, Solanales, Solanaceae.
CGGCCCCAUAUUCCCACUUCGCCGUUGGUUUCCCUUAAUUUUAUUCGGUAAAAAAAGCAUAAAAACUGCCACUACAAGCAUAGAAUCCCCAAUUCUUGUUGUUAUCAGUGGACUGAAUUUGGAGAAUUCUUGUUGCAUUUGCUGGCCUUUUUCUGUUUCUUCUCAAACGGUACAUUUCCUGUGCUAGUAUCUAUGGUACUUUGGUAAGUUGUUCUCUGAAAUGGGCUUGGGCUAUUUCAGAUAUAUAUAUAUAUAUAUAUAUGUUUUUGCUGAGGCUAACGAGUUUAGGUAACCCCUCUACCCUAUAUGUAGGUCUGCCCCUGUGAUAGAGUACUGAUCAUAGGGUCUUUAUGAUUUUUUUAUUUAUCUUAAAGUUUAACAAUUCUGUCGAAAUGUUGGUUAAAGCAAGAGAAGUUGAGAUGCUUGUAAAUGAAAUUGACUUUUGCCAAUAAGUAACUCAGGAGUGAGGUCAUAUUUCCCCUUUUGGUGGAAGAAGAAAAUGAUUUCAACAAUCCAAGGUAAGCAAAUACUAUUGUUUGUGAUACCAGACACAUCCAAAAUGCAUGAUUGCUAGCAUCUGAAAAAUAUGCUCUAAUCUUUAGUCAUUUCUUGUUGAUUCUUUGCUUGAAUUGGAACCCCCCUCCAAACCCUCAACAUCAAGUGCUGCAACGUUUCAUAUUUAGCCUAGUAGUGACAUCAUUUACGCAUUUGGCUUGUUCAGGUUCUUCCUGCUUAUUAGUAUUAUAGGUGAUGAUCGUUUGAGCUACAGCUUUAGGCUGCAAGUAAAUUUUAAAUCCAAGUCUUAUUCAGUCUAGAAUAGCAUAUCAUAUUUGCUAAUUGUUUGCCAUGCCUGUAUCUAUCAGGUCUGUUCGAGUUUGAAAACUGAUUCAUUGUUUUGUUCGUAGACUGACAAUGGAGGAGAGCCACAUAGAUAAAAGACUUGUUGUUACUGCAGCGGUGGAUGUCAUCACUGGAAAUGUUGACCUUUUAUCUGAGAUUCUACUCCGUUUGCCUGCAAGAUCUCUCAUCAAGUUCAGUCUAGUAUGCAAACUUUGGUUCUCAAUCAUUAGCAGUAUGCAAUUUAGGGUUAGUCAUUGUCGUACUCUUGCGUUUUCUAGUGCUCCAACCCCAUCUGGGAUCUACUUUUACAAUUGCCUAACCAAUCUCCAAAAAGUUGAAUCCCUUCCACUCACAGAUAAUGUAACUAGCCUCCCUCCUCUUCAAUUCCUUGAAGUGGCUGCAAAUAUAGGAGAUGGGAUCAAGGUUACACAGUCUUGCAAUGGCUUGUUGAUGUGUGUGAUCUCCACCAAAACUGAAGUAUCUGAACUCAAACUUGGUAUCGUUUACAAUCCUGCAAAGAAUGAGUAUCAUAAAUUGCCGAACCCCUAUGUCAUGUAUUAUGAAGUGGUUUAUGGAUAUAGUUUGAUAUUUGAUCCUUCAGAACCACCCUAUUACAAAGCUUUGUGUAUUAAGCGUUUGGGUACUACUUUUAAGGGUCACUUUUUUGGCACUUCAGAUUAUGAAGUGAGUGUGUAUGUGCCAGGUAAUAAGUCAUGGAGAUCUUGUUGUCGUUUCUCUCCACCUUAUGGUAUGCGCUUUGAUAGUGGAGUCUUUUGGAAUGGUGGAAUUCACUGGACUGGUGAAUACUCCUCCGUUUACUUUGAUGCUAAAUCAGAGGAAGUCGUUGUGAAAAAUAUGCCACCAAGACCUCAGGGAUAUUGUAGCGAAAAGGUUAGGUAUUUUGGGGAAUGGGGUGGGCAUUUGCAUCUUAUUCAGGUUCAGAGCCUAUAUGCCAAGAAAUUCAAUGUGCUUGAAUUAGACAAAAAUACCUGGAAGUGGUCAGUAAAGUAUCGUGUUCAUCUUGCUCGGUUAAUUUCAGCAUUUCCUGAGAUAGUUAAGCAGACAUCAUAUGGCGCACAAUAUGCAUUUUCCAUUUUGUCUGUGAUUCGAGGAGAGAGUGAAGAAGAUUCAGUCCUUCUGCUAACUAUUCCCGGAAAGGUGGUCGCCUACAACUUAGUGCUUAAAACUGCUAAAGUAGUCCGCGAGUUGCCUGGUGAAAUAGGUGAUACUUUACGUUUUAAUCAUGUUUGUGCUUAUCAGUAUGCUGAAAGUUUGAUUCCAGUUAAAGAUUGGACUAUUCGUCCAAAAUAGUGCUCGUAACAGCAGCUUUCAAGGACUUAUCUUUCCUCUUUUGAGUUUCUUCUGGAAAAGGUUAUCUCUUAGGUACUUCAUGUGAAGACUUCUUCAAAGAUGCUUGAAAACCUUAAUAUCAGUUCUUAGCUUUCGUUUUUUUU